This is a messenger RNA of Exaiptasia diaphana, 2416 nucleotides long. RefSeq lists its product as uncharacterized. NCBI's taxonomy places the organism in Eukaryota, Metazoa, Cnidaria, Anthozoa, Actiniaria, Aiptasiidae. The record is from RefSeq and is a predicted model, not a curated record. The transcript has a single exon. The coding region runs from base 1488 to 2405 and encodes 305 amino acids.
AUUUAGUUUACUAAUUAGUCAAUACUAAACGUUCAAUAAUCAGAAAAAGUAUUAAUCCACUAAUCAGACUUACUGUUAGUCCGCAAGAUCCUUGCUAAGAAUAUUUCUUUGCCACUUUUAACUUCUACAUCAUUUCCAGAUUCGAAUUGUUUGCGAAGAACGCAUAUCGAUUUUUUAACAACUACAACCUUAGAAUCUGAAUAGAAUAAAACAAGUCCAAACUUCGCCAUUUUCCAAAACUUUGAAUAUAUUUAACAAACGUUUCAAGUGCCUAGAACGAACGGAUCCGAAAAUUGGUGCCAAGUGAAAAAUUUUGAAUUGGGUAUCAUUUUUCGUCAGAUAGCUAGGUGACCCACGUGAUUUCUUAUACCCAAUAGUAAAACUUGAAAGCCUGAAGUCUGUCACUCAAGGUACAAAGCAAUGACAUAAUUAGUUUAUCACUGAAAUACCAAAAUUGUUGAAGGCACCUUGAUAUCUAUUAAUCUAAUGUUCUUGUACACGAAGUAAAAUCAUAUUGAACACACGGUCUCUUUACUAUUAACUUUCGUUUUAUGCACCUUUCGAUGUCUUCCAAACCACGUGUACUGAGAUAUGAUCAUUGCGUUCAAAUCAAAACAAUUGACCACUAUUCUAAAAGGCUGUUUGCUUUCAUGUCAAAAAGUGUCCUGAUUGUUGGCUUAAAUUGGAUUCAAUUAUCUUUGAACAUGAUAAAGGUCAAACAAAAUAACCGCUUGUCAAAACGGAAUUUUUGUGAAGACUUGAAGUUCAUGUCGUGAAAAUUUGGCUUUGUGUGAGCCGCUUAGUUGCUCUCAGACUUGAAGUGCAAAAUAGCUCAGAACGAACUACGAACGAUAACUUACCAUGUAAAAGAAAUUACUGUACGCUACUUUUUGCAUUUUAAUUAGCGGCGGUACUUAACCUUUGAAGUAUUGAUAAUGAGAUAAGACCAAGAAGAUGUUUGAGCCUUUGAGUGACUUUAUUUGCUUGUACUUGUAAUUACUUUGCGAACUGUCUAGAGAUUACUUGAAAAGAAACUAAAAAGAAACUAGCUAGCAAGUUAAUUUGGCUUUAAAGUGUUUUUUAAAGCGACAAGGAUUUACUAAUGGAACGUCAUUUCUCUAACAAGGUGCCUUCAGAUUGAUUCUCAGCCACACGUGUGCCGCCGCACCAUUACAAGCCCGCCAAAAUUGUUAAACGUCAAUCAAAUUGUGUUGUCAGUGUUUUUGCAAAAAAAAACAUAAAAAAGUCAUAUGCAGUGAUUUGGGUGAGGUAAAUUUUCCAUUUCGCAAUUUACGUCUUUAGUCAUUUGAUGAUCGGUUUUGUCUUUCGAAGAGAGGUUUUUCAGGGUACAAAUGAUAGCGACAUUGUUUUCAGCAAAGCAAAUAUUUGCAACCAACUGAUAAGCCGCGAUACUGCAAGGCAUAUAACUUUCAUUUUAUUUUGACYGCAUGGUUUAUUGCUUCUUGCUCCAAGCCAACCGAUGAAAAAUGAGUGAUCCAAAAGCGAAGAGGAAAAAGCGUGKGCGAUAUCGAAGCUAUUUGCACRAAGAUAUUUCUCCAUCUAAAGUUCCUAAACGAACAAAGAGACGAUACAAAGAAAAUUCAGGAGGUAGUCCGAGUGACAUUUAYACUGRAAAAACAGAUCMCACAAUUGUAUCGCAUGAAGAAUAUUCUUUACUGGAMACAACUGUCGAUUACAAUGUUGCUUCGUCUUUAAAYACACAAGAAACUAGUGAACCAGAAGACGAGUUGGCAAGCGAAACUGUUUACUUGAAUGGCGAACUGGGUGAAGAGYCCGCYUCAAURGGAAUCAGUCCUAUCAACGAAUUUCUAAGUGAUGAAGACUGGGAUAAGUUCGGUAAUGCUGUUUUCGAUACAGAUAUAGAAAAUAAUGAAGAGAAAGGAGAAAAAGAUGAAGCAGAAAGCGAUGAAUUUGUGCUGGAUGAAAUAAUUGACAAUCAUUGCGACGACUAUGAAGAGAAAGAUCAAUCUACAGAUCCUCCGUUGUAUAAUGGCAGUGCAUUAACGGUUAGCAUGYAUGUAAUUGCUAUUUUGACUUUCGCAAUGGCUCAAAGUCUUACAGCAACUGCUAUGGCUCAUCUACUUGUGCUAAUAUAUCUUCACUGUCCAACACCAAAURAUUGCGYCAAAUCGAUGCACAUGCUUUGGAACCAUUUCMGAUCUGUUAAGGCUCCCAUUGAGUGGCAUUAUCUCUGCUCUCGAUGCAAAACAUACAUUGGCAAAGAUAAACCUUUACCAUCUGAAGAGUGCUGCAAUUGCAAGGGUAGCUUUAAGGAUGGAAAAUUUGAGUCAUGGGAAACUUAUUACUUUUCCAAUAACAUGCCAAUUAAAGUCAAUGCUAGAAACCACUUCUUUUGUCGAAGCUUUAACAACAUAUCGUUUUGAGCACAACAAAA